Messenger RNA from Homalodisca vitripennis (glassy-winged sharpshooter), 857 nucleotides. RefSeq names its product melanization protease 1-like. Gene Ontology annotation, biological process: proteolysis. The transcript has 6 exons. NCBI's taxonomy places the organism in Eukaryota, Metazoa, Arthropoda, Insecta, Hemiptera, Cicadellidae. Gene Ontology annotation, molecular function: serine-type endopeptidase activity. Bases 20 to 841 code for a protein of 273 amino acids. The record is from RefSeq and is a predicted model, not a curated record.
GGAAAAUAUUUUUUUCAACAUGACAAUUUUAAUAAUAUUUUGUACUGUUGGUUUUCUAAUUGAGGCAAAGGCUUUUAUUCUCAACCAAGAAAAAAUAGAUCUGACGCUGCACAAGAACUGGCCUCUGGUGUAUCACGACGAGAACUGUGGCCGCAGCAAACUGCCGCUGGCUUCCAAGUCUAUUGGUGGCCACAAUGUCGACUUGGGAGAAUACCCGUGGAUGGCACGUCUUGUCUACAGAUCUUCCAGAGACGAUUCCGAGACCGGGGCCUGCGGUGGAUCCCUGAUAAACAAACGCUACAUCCUCACAGCGGCUCACUGCUGUCUUGAUGACCCUAAAAAUACAUUUGGAGAAAACCCUUUUGCAAAUGAUAUUUGUUUAAUUCGACUCAUCCAUGACGUCGAGUUUACUGAUUAUAUACAGCCAGUUUGUCUUCCCUCCGCAAUAGACAACGAUGAGAAGAACUUAUAUUAUCUGAACAUGACAGUGGCAGGAUGGGGGACCAUGGAAAAUUUCCCCCAAACCAGAAAUCCACAUACACUCCAAGAUGUCGACGUUGUCGUCAGGCCUACGGAGUUCUGUGAUGUCCAACUAGGAAUGCAAUUUGACUGGGUGAGUCAGAUCUGCGCAGGGGCGAGUGAGCCCAGCAUUAGCCCUUGCCCUGGAGACUCUGGGGGUCCUCUCAUGUAUUACAACACUACAGGAGGCUCAGGCAGAUAUGAGGUCAUGGGUAUCGUCUCUGGUGGCUACCCUUGUGUGUACACCAACCACGAGGCCCAUCCUGGCAUCUACGCUAGAGUGUCCACCGCAAUGCCUUGGAUCUUAAAUAGCAUCCACUGAUGAUUCGUAAAUUAGU